GCAGCGAGCUGAGUCUAGAGAGAGAGAAAGCAACCAAAAAGUGUAUAUAGAGAGAGAAGAAGAAACAAAGUAACUCCCAACUCAAUUAAUUAAUUUAUUUGUUUUCUCACUGUUAUCAGAUCCACCUCUCUGCAUCAACAAGAUUUCUUUUCUUUUUCUUCUCCAACACAACACAAUCUGCAGUUUCACACUCUUCUUUCUGAUCUGGGCCUGUUUACUUUUUCAUGUUGUGGCUGCUGCCUGGAUGUCAUUCUAAAACCCUAAAACCAAACCAUAAUGUUUACAGAAGGCUUAGAUACCAAUGCGCUUAGAUGGGUUAAAGAGGGGUCGAAUAAUCCCAAGAAGGAAGUUCCUAACUUUGUCCCAAACGAACGGCGUCGAAUCGAUCCCGUUCCAUCACGGAACGGAAAUCGAGGGUUCGGAUUACCGCCUACUUCAAAAUUCAGAAGCGGGCAUCUACCCGGGGUUAUUCCGAUAUCUCAAGUAUUACCCGGAGAAGAUACGAAUUCAGCUUCUGAAAAUGACAUGUCCACUGAUUCAGAGGAAGAGGUGUACGGUGGACGUUACUCACUAGAUUCCUCUCCUCAAAAUGAUAUAGUUUUUCCUAGUAAUAGGUCCUAUGAUCCUACGCGUGUGCGCCCACGGUAUCAUGUGUACUCGAGUGAUGUGAGCUCUUCGGUUGAAACAAUGGGGGCUAGAAGAAACGGCACAAAUCGUGUUAGAAAUAGUUGUAUGUAUGUUGAGGAUGAAUCAGAUGAUUCGAAUGGUAGCUCUGAGUUCUCGACAACUCAAGUGCCAUCACGGGCGUUCUCGACAACUCAGGUGCCGUCACGGGUCAACGGAGAUGCUUCUAGAAAGGAUCAUAAGGCCUCAUUUGAUGAAGAUAUUCCGAGUGCACCUCCAUUUUUGGGUUCCGAUGUAGAAAGCAAGCAACAAGAACACCCUCAACCCUCCAAGUCGAAUCGUACUCCAUUGAGAGCUAAUUCUCGUGAUUUCGAAGUUAAACCUUCUAUUGAAAGGAAGACUCCUAGCGUAGAUUUGAAGGACGAUCACAAAAACGAGACUUCAAAAUCGUCAAAUAGAAAUGUUCGUGCCAAAAGCGGGCCCUCUUCAGGAUCGUUUCAUGCGCGCCUUCCCACAUUUCAUGCAAGUUCACUUGGGCCUUGGCAUUCGGUGAUCGCAUAUGAUGCGUGCGUUCGGCUUUGCCUACAUGCUUGGGCCAAGGGCUGUAUGGAGGCCCCCAUGUUUCUCGAAAACGAAUGUGCUUUAUUAAGAAGUACUUUUGACUUGCAACAAGUGUUACUACAAUCGGAGGGAGAAUUGCUUGUAAAACGGUCUUCAGAAGUUGGUAACAAAGGAGGUGCAGCAAAACCGAAAAAAAUGGUCGGGAAAAUGAAGGUUCAAGUUCGUAAAGUGAGAAUGGCAUUGGACCCACCAACAGGAUGCAACUUUUCAUCGCUUAAACCACCAAAAGUUAAACUGGAAACCGUUAAACGACACUGUUCCACCGUACAAUCCAAACUGUCGUCUGGGUGGCAAGCGGUUAGAAGAAUUCCCUUUUCACCUCGUGAGCCCAUCAACGGCUCUUUUUCUCAACAGAGCUUGGCUUACAUGCAAGCAAGCACACAAUAUAUGAAACAAGUUUCCAGCCUUCUUAAAACUGGCGUUUCAAGCUUACGUAGCACUUCAUCUGCCAAUGAAGUUUUGCAAGAAACAUACUCGUGUUUGCUAAGGCUAAAAAGUUCGGCUGAAGAGGAUACGGUCCGAAUGCAACCUGGUUCCAGUGAACUUCAUAUAUUCCUGCCAGAUAGUCUCGGAGAUGACUUGAUUGUCGAAGUAUAUGAUUCAAAGAGGAAUCAUUACGGUCGGGCCCUAGUUCAGUUGGCUACAAUAUCCGAAGAUCCGAAUGAGAAACUACGUUGGUGGUCUAUAUACCGAGAACCGGAGCAUGAGCUUGUUGGUAAAAUACAACUUCAUAUAAACUAUACAACAAGUUUAGAUGAUAGCAUCAAGUGCGGUUCUGUAGCCGAAACGGUGGCAUACGACAUUGUUUUGGAGGUUGCGAUGAAAGUGCAAAACUUUCAACAAAGAAAUUUAUUGUUGCAUGGUCCAUGGAAAUGGUUACUCAUCGAAUUCGCAUCGUAUUAUGGGGUUUCUGAUGCUUACACUAAACUAAGGUACCUUUCAUAUAUAAUGGAUGUUGCUACCCCAACAGCUGAUUGUCUCUCUUUGGUGUACGACUUAUUAUUACCGGUUAUGAUGAAGGGGCAUAGCAAGAGCACCCUUAGUCAUCAAGAGAAUAGAAUAUUGGGAGAGAUUGUAGAGCAAAUCGAACAAAUUCUUGCUCUUGUUUUUGAGAAUUACAAGUCACUCGAUGAGCAAUCACCAUCCGGCAUUAUGGACGUUUUCCGGCCUGCUACGGGAGUAGCUGCACCGGUUUUGGAGCAUGCUGUUAAACUUUAUAAACUCACAAAUGAUAUAUUAUCGCCUGAAGCACAAAAUAAAUUAUAUAGCUACUUCCAGGCUGCUGCUAAAAAAAGAUGCAGAAGACAUUUGACCGAAACCGACGAGUUUGUUAGUGGGAAUGGUGAAGGCAUUAUGAUGGAUUCUGUUGCUGUUUCUACGGCUUAUCAGAAAAUGAAACAUGUUUGCCUCAACAUAAGAAAUGAGAUAUUUACGGACAUCGAGAUCCACAAUUGCAAUAUACUCCCAAGUUUUAUCGACUUGCCGAACCUUUCAUCAGCGAUAUACAGUGCGGAACUCUCGAGCAGAUUAAGAACAUUUCUUGUUGCUUGCCCUCCGACCGCUCCUGCGACUCAUGUUACUGACCUUGUAAUUGCGACGGCAGACUUCCAAAAGGAUCUUGCCAGCUGGAAUAUUAAUCCUGUAAAAAAUGGGGUCGAUGCAAAAGAAUUGUUUCAUUUGUAUAUUAUGAUCUGGAUUCAAGAUAAGCGUUUAUCUCUCUUGGAGACAUGUAAGCUGGAUAAGGUGAAAUGGUCUGGAGUGAGUACACAACAUUCAACUACUCCAUUUGUGGAUGAGAUGUACGACCGCUUUAAAGAGACAUUAAACGAUUAUGAAGUUAUAAUAUGCCGCUGGCCCGAGUAUACCUUCGCUUUGGAGAAUGCGGUUGCUGACAUUGAAAAAGCGGUAAUCGAAGCCUUAGACAGACAAUACGCAGAUGUCGUAGCGCCUUUGAAAGAGAACAUGACACCCAAGAAGUUCGGGCUAAAGUAUGUACAAAAACUCGCCAAAAGGACCACACAUCCUUAUGUGGUGCCACACGAGCUUGGCAUUCUGUUGAACUCGAUGAAAAGAAUGCUCGAUGUUUUGCGCCCUAAAAUUGAGCUACAACUAAAGUCAUGGGGUUCAUGUUGCAUUCCUGAUGGUGGAAAUGUAGCACCCGGGGAGCGGUUAAGUGAAGUCACGGUGAUGCUUAGAUCGAAAUUCAGAAAUUAUCUCCAAGCAGUUGUUGAGAAGCUUGUUGAAAAUACAAGAUUACAAAGUGGUACAAAACUCAAGAAAAUCCUUCAAGAUUCAAAGGAAAGUGUGGCAGAAUCUGAGAUUCGAUGCAGAAUGCAACCGUUAAAAGAUCAACUUACAAAUACAAUAAAUCAUCUCCAUACGAUCUUUGAGACCCAUGUUUUUAUUGCAAUAUCAAGAGGAUAUUGGGACCGAAUGGGGCAGGAUGUUUUGGGUUUUCUUGAGAACAGGAAAGAGAAUCGUUCAUGGUACAAAGGUUCAAGAGUUGCUGUUUCUAUUUUGGAUGAUAUAUUUGCUUCACAAAUACAACAAUUGCUUGGUAACGCACUUCAAGAUAAGGAUCUUGAACCACCAAGAUCCAUAGUUGAAGUGCGGUCAAUGCUCUGCAAGGAUGCUGGUAGUUACAAGAACGAUACUUUCUACUAUUAGAAACCGUUUUGCAUAUACAUUCGGAAAGCAGGCUGAUGGAGUUGGCUGUUGAAGUCAAGUUUUGUGUUCAUCCCUCGAGGGUGUUAUAAUUGGUUCUAUUUGUGUAGUUACAUCUAACGAGUAUAUAAAUUAAUUUCUUAAUGGUUGCAUUAUAGCGAAUGUAGUAGAGAUCAUGCGAGAGCCCUUAUAAUUUAUCAUAUGAUAGCGCGACAAGUAUUUUUUUGUUUGUGAUCUUUUUGAUGUGGUUGACUUAUACAAAACAUGGUCUUUGACCAGGGACAGUAUAUAACUUUUACUAUCAGUUUAUGCAA
Molecule: messenger RNA, 4223 nt
Organism: Helianthus annuus (common sunflower)
Lineage: Eukaryota; Viridiplantae; Streptophyta; Magnoliopsida; Asterales; Asteraceae
Exons: 22
Coding region: 277-3912 (1211 amino acids)
Source: RefSeq, a predicted model, not a curated record